Molecule: messenger RNA, 4168 nt
Organism: Dichomitus squalens LYAD-421 SS1
Lineage: Eukaryota; Fungi; Basidiomycota; Agaricomycetes; Polyporales; Polyporaceae
Product: cysteine proteinase
Exons: 14
Coding region: 217-3903 (1228 amino acids)
Biological process (GO): regulation of proteasomal protein catabolic process; proteasome-mediated ubiquitin-dependent protein catabolic process; protein deubiquitination
Molecular function (GO): proteasome binding; cysteine-type deubiquitinase activity
Source: RefSeq, a predicted model, not a curated record
UCCGGCUCGAGGCGAAGGCCCGCAACCUCAGAUGAUCGCCCUCAGACUCCACCUCGUCCUUCCGACAGUCGAGAAAUUGACCCCGCCACUUUCUACGGCACAGGAUCCUCAAAGCUCGGUUCCUCCAGCACUUCUUACAUUCCGCCAGAGAGCUCCUCCUUUCGAGAGCCGGUACUUGUUGUUGAGGAGCCCAUACCCAAAGACCCUCCCAAUUGGAUGCCUUCUAACACCUGGGGCGAUCCUAAUAAUGAAUGGGAGAAUCUCAAUACCUUCGACAGCUGGGGAGAGACAGGCAUAGCUCGCAAGAUCAAAAUAGAUGGAAGGGAUGAGUCCGAAGAGCUGCAUUGGUACGAUUCCUCCCUUCGCACUUGGAAGGCGCGGCCAGGUCCGGGUGUCCUUCCACCCCUCCUUGCCGAUAUGCUCCAUGACCCAGACCAUGCACUCUACUCGGUGAGCGCUCAGCCACAUCCUCCCCUCGUCUCGCCUCCUCCAUCACACACUCCGAGCGCGGACGAAGUCCGGACCGCGAUCCCCCAUCCCAACGCGUACUUUUGCCGGGAACAUAACGGAUGGGUCCUACUGCUGUGGAAGUCAUCCACCGUCCUGCCGCCUUUGCACAGGAACCCGGAGACGCCACUCCCCGACCAGAACCGACGGAAGCGAACAGCCUCUUGCGUCGGCGAUGGCGAGCAGCCAUCUGGGCCCUCCAAUAUGACCCAUCACUGGCAUCGGUACGAGAAGGCGGUGGACGCGACCAAGUUGAACCCUCCAUACGUGUACGGCGAACUCCUUCUGGACCUCUAUAUCUGCUGCCAAUGUUCCAUGUACUGCCUGGUCUCGGAUGUGAUACCCGGUGUUAUUCCCGCACCGCUCGUCAAAGAGUUCACGCUCGACAAAAUAGGCCAUCCUGCUAUAGACAAGACUCCUAAGGCAACUGCUGUGGCUGCUUGGGAGACUGUGUUGACUAUAAUCGAUAAUCGGCUGUGGAGAGACGAGACACGGGCGCUGCCUGUAGGAAGACCUAGGUUCCAGACAAAAAUUGGUUGGAACGGCCAUGUCGAGCAAGUCUUCCAAGUGUUGGGGUUUCCCACGGACAAGCUCGCGCAAGGCGAUAGCAACACGCAAGAGCUCACUCUACAACCGCCACCCAUCGAUCCUUCUACAGCAGAAGGAAAGGCGUCGCGUACAAAGCUUCUCCGCGCCUGGGUUGAGCUAAGCGCGUGGCUUGCUAUCUACGAGAAGGCGAACAAGGAGGCGAUGAAGGACUACAACCCCAUAGUGCUUCAUGUGAGGGCGGACAGCGAGCGCGAUCUGUACCAGACAGCCAUCGGCGCGCACGUUUCUCAGCUCUCGCGCGGGCACCUGCCUGACAUCUUAGCAUCGUACACCGCAUUGGAGCCAUCUUGGAAGACACUGGGCAUGACCCCAAGCACGUAUACAUGGGAGCUUCUCGCCUUCGCGUACCUCGCGCAAUGCAGAUGCGACCCUGCGAACACGAUGACGUACUUCGCCCAUCUACUCACUAUCGUGAACACGAUGCUGAGCCUCCACGUGAACGUUCCGGGCGAGCUCCAGGGUCUAAUCGUCGAAGAGCGCGAACGGUACCGAUUUACCCCGGAAGACUAUGCGAAUGCAGCGCGCCUGCUCGGCUUCGGACGUGACAACGACCUCGGAGUCGAGCUCGAUGGUGAGGUGGAUGACGACUUCAUCGCCCAGGCGUGGCGGAGUGCGCGGCAGCGGGCGUGGCAAGACUUCUCGGACGUGGCGCGGAAACGGGCGCAAUUGAACGAUGCCCUGAAAAUCGUCGCGGAGCAGCGGGGUAGCGAAGCCUUGCUCAAGGUGUGGAGCGAAGAGAAAGGGAGCGGAAUGUCCCCGGAGACGGCGUAUCAAACGCUUUACGUGCCGAAGGAUGUCGAUGAGACGAUGCUCUUGACGGUGUUCUCGAUGCGUGUUGAGGAUCAGCCGAGUCAGUCGGAAAGAAUGCGCGAGGCUUUGAGCGUGAUCGCGGAGGUCACGAACAGCGAAAGACUACGCCAAUUCCUCGCCACUGGUAAUGAUCCUGGCGACUCCACCGUCAUUAACAUCAGCCCCGAAAUGCCAAGAGGCCUCAACCAACUGGGGAAUACAUGCUACCUCAACUCCCUGCUCCAGUACUUCUAUACCAUCAAAGACCUGCGGGCUGCGAUCGCGUCACUGGCCACAGCGGACGCGAAGUCCUUCGAUGAGAAAAAGUUUACAGAUGACGAUUUGAAGCGCCAUCGUGUUGGCGGACGUCUUGUCACACGGCGCGAGAUCAUGCGUUCUAAGAAGUUCGUAAACCUUCUUGCCGACCUCUUCUGGAACCUGGAAUUCUGCGAGACCACCGCAGUGACACCCGCGAUAGAGCUCGCUAAGCUCGCACUGGUGACGUCGCAGGACGAGGAAGAGGACGAGACUUCGGACAAGGCAGGAACUGACUCCUCAAACGAUACUGACGCGACCCUCGUUGACGAUAUGGCGCCGCGAUCGUCAUUCGAUCGCUCCUCUCCGCCUGCAACGCAGCUGCAGAGCCCGAAGAGCCCUACCGGGAGUGUGCUCGGAAAACGUUCCCGCGACCGUGAUGGAGAGUCGGCAAUGGACGUUGAUACGCCCGCGCACACUCCCCCUGGGCCAAGUGCUUUGAGCCCUCCAACUAUGAAGGCGAGCGGGUCGGGUGAAGAGGCUGCCAGCUUCAUUGAGAAUGCCAUAGGGUCUUCUUCGAAGCGACCUGCGACAAGUGACCCGGAUGUAGAGAUGCAGGAGGAUUCUUCGUUGCAGGCCCCAGGGAAUGGGAAGGUGCCGCCGCCGUUGCCACCGAGGAAGGCGAGACAGACGGACGAUUCAGUGAUGAUGUUCGGACGACAGCAUGACGUGUCAGAGUGCAUGGAUAACUGCAUGUUCCAGAUCGAGACGGCGCUACUCGACUUUCAGGGCAUGGCCACUUCCGACGACGACAAGACGAGUCCAGUAAAGAGGUUGUUCUAUGGCAAGAAGCGGCAACGGCUGCUUUCUCUGUCUCUUAACGAAGACCCACUACACCAAUCGUCAAUACACGAGAAGGAGGACUUGUUCUCCCAUCUUCACGUGAACGUCGCAGAUGAGGGAUUCGACCUGUACGACGGGCUUGCCCGCUACUUUGACGACGUCGUAGAGGUCGGAGGGCAGAAGAAGCGUAUGGAAGUCUCCAUCGUCGAUCCACCACCCCUACUUCAGGUGCAGCUGCAGCGGGUGCAAUUCAAUCGCGAGACGCAGCAGGCAUACAAGUCGCAAGCGUAUGUCAAGUUUGGAGAGACGAUCUAUCUGGACCGUUUCCUCGACAGUGCAAAUCCGGAGAAGAAAGCGCGCUCAAAAACCAUCUAUACGGAGUUGACUGCUGCUCGAGAUCGCGUACAGAGGCUUACGCAGGGCAAGCAUGCGCCGUUCGCAUCCGCCUUCGCCAACACCGUCGACUAUUUGUCCAAGCAGACAGCCAUCAACCUUCCUCCGGACGACGAGCUCCUAGUAUCGCUGUCAAGCGAGGAGUCGCUCAUUGAGGAGCAGCUGCGCACCGAUCGCGAGAAGAUGGCGACGCUGAAGCAGCAGAUCGAGGACACUUGGAAGGACGAGACGUCGGCGGCGUACGAGCUCACAUCGGUGUUCAUCCAUCGCGGGUCAUCGCCGUCGUGGGGCCACUACUUCUUUUACUCGAGAAAUCUGCCUGACCGCCCCGAUGAGUGGUUCAAGUACAAUGAUUCGGACGUUAGCGCGGUGUCGAAGGACGAGGUUCUCGCUGAUACGACGGGGUCGACGGCAAAUCCGUACAUGCUUGUCUUUGUGCGGAAGGGUGUAGAUGUCAUCGACACCGUUCACCGAUUCAACCCUGACACCCUGCAAGAAGAGGAGUGAAGGGGAACACCUUGCGCCGCGUCCUCACGCUCCAGUAUCUCCGUACUCUUCAGCACUCUAGUCACUUACUCGUCUCGAGCCGAACGCUCCCGCUUACUUUUGACUUGCACAUCCGCCCUAUUUGUAGCUCUGCAUACAUCACGAUCAGCAGUAGUGUAGCAUCAUCACGCAUGUUUGGUUCCAUAUAUACUAUUAUGAUCGAAUUUGGCGAACCAAAGCUGUAUCUAUUCGUUCCUCUGAUAUUCCUUGUUUCAACUUCAUAUCC